CUCCUGUAAUCUGCUUUAAUGUCAGAGACGCGCGCGAGUUAUUCUGCACUGCCGCGUGAAUCAUGGCGGUGAAUCAGAGUUUCAGCCGAUUACGAUCCGCUUUUUAUAUAUUCACACGAAAUCAUCAUCAUCAUCAUCACUGUGUGGGAAUAAUCGGCGCACCUUUCUCUAAAGGACAGAGGAGGGAUGGUGUGCAGAGAGGACCAGAUCUGAUCCGAGCCGCAGGAUUGGUGCAGAAGCUUAAAGGGCAAGGUUGUAUAGUGAAGGAUUAUGGAAAUCUGACAUUUGAAGACAUUCCCGACGAUGAACCUGUCGGCAGGGUGAAGAUGCCGAGAGCGGUCGGCCGUGCCAAUGAGCUGCUUGCAGGCGCUGUGCAUAAAGUCAAGAGUGAUGGCAACACAUGCGUGAUGCUGGGAGGAGAUCACAGCUUAGCAAUCGGCUCGAUCUCUGGUCACGCGGCAUGGAGAAAUGAGCUGAGUAUUUUAUGGGUGGACGCACAUGCGGACAUCAACACACCUUUGACCACACCUACCGGAAACAUUCACGGCCAGCCGCUGUCUUACCUCAUUCAUGAACUGCACUCUAAGAUUCCCAUACUUCCACAUUUCUCAUGGAUACAGCCCUGUAUAGCAGCUAAAGACAUUGUGUACAUUGGACUUCGGGAUGUAGAUCCAGAAGAACAUUAUAUCCUGCAGUAUCUGGGCAUCAAAACCUUCUCCAUGACAGAUGUUGAUCGGCUUGGAAUAGCGAAAGUCAUGGAGCAGACAUGCGAGCACAUGUUUUCAAAAGUGAAAAAACCCAUCCACCUGAGUUUCGACAUUGAUGCACUGGACCCUUCAGUAUCACCUGCAACAGGAACACCUAUAGCUGGAGGUCUGACCUAUAGAGAGGGGAUUUAUAUCACUGAACACACCUGUCAAACAGGGCUGCUGUCUGCUGUAGAUAUGGUGGAGGUGAACCCAAAGCAAGGCAGAACAGAGGAUGAGAUCAAGUCAACAGUAACGGCUGCUGUCGACCUGCUGCUGGCCUGCUUCGGACGCGUCCGUGAGGGGUCUCAUAAACCAGAUUACAAAAUGCCCAAUCCAUAAAUCAAAAGCUUUGCGUUUUGGUUUAUUGUAAUUGCUAAAAGCGUUUAUACUAAGUGAUAAAGUAACAUUUUAAAUUUUAAGGGCCAUACAAAACAAAGGUUCAGCAGAGUAGUCAACAUGGCGUCGAUUCUUUUUCUGUAGAAAACAUUGAUUCCAAAGAUAAACACAAAAUGCAGAAAGCAAAGAGCUGCUUAAAAUAAUCAGGUUCUUCCUCUGCUAUGACACCCGAUCGGUUUACAGAAGCAUGAAGCUUGUAUGGGGUCAGUAUCAGGUGGCAAUGGUUUAUACUUUACGCAAUAUUUGAGGGCCAUGUGAUCCUAACAUUGACCUUGUGGUGUACUCGGUGGUAUAUUAUUGGAUCAUUGUCGUGUUUAGAUAUGGAGGACUCAACAACACAUGCUGUACCUUUGGCUUUGAAUAUCGCUUUAUCUGUCCUGACACAAACGUCCCAGUGUAACAGUCCUGUGAGACGGCCAGAACGACAGGACUGAGAGAGAGAGAGGUGAGGUCAGGUGAGGAUUUAUGGGAAAAAAGCCAAGAGCUCUACGGUCAGCAUUCAUGCUCUGGUCAGAAGAUAAUCUCAGCGCUGAGCUGUGGAUUUGUCCUGCACACAUGCAAAUUCACUGUAAACACCCGUCAUAUCCUGAUCGUCUUAUAUGCCACCUGUGAAUCAAUACUGUACAGCUGACCGUGACACAAGACAAUGCAGGCCAUGAGAUCUGGGUUUGUAUUCAGAAAUAUUGAUUAACAUUAUCGAUCAAUUCAUCAAUAAUACCAUAAAACGCAUAUGGAGAACUCCACAUGAAUAUGAAUAUGACUGUGUACCAGACCACGUGCAUUCGUUUUACAGCUCCAUACUCCAAAUGUAUUUUAACAACGGUCUCAUUUGUUUCUUCUCUCAUUUCAUUUUAGCAAAAACAUCGAAGACGUAUAACUGAAAUGAAACAUAACUAUAAACACCGUCAAAUCUCCUGAGCUAUCUGUGAGCAAUAACGUUUAACCGUAACAACUUCAAAAUGUAGUGUCACUUGGCUAAAUUGUUGAAAUGAUUUUAUAUGCAGUUUUUCCACCGUCUGAUGCCAAAAAAAUUAUAAUCAAUUAUUUAUCUUCACUAGAUCCGUCUAUGCUGGAAACCUCCGAUGCUCCUUUUUUGUUUUUGUCAACUACAGCCUUUUGAAAUCAAAUGAAUUUGAAAUUGUGUGCAUAAAUAAGACAUUUUAUCUAUCAUAUAUUUAAAUAACUAAUGACAUUAAAGCCACUGAAUUAAAUCGCUUUUCAAAUCUACUUCAUGUGCUACUUUUGUAGGUGUGUAAUGUAUUAACAUUGUCAGUCAUUCGAUUUAUCGGAGUGAAAAGGUUUGUGAGAAAGGAUGACGUAAAAAAGUCACUUUGGAAAAAUCAGGUUUAUUCUGUGAAGCUGUGAACAUUCAUUCUGUGCGUUUACUUUUCAUGUUUCACUUCGGUUUGGCUGUUAGUCGUACUAACAGCUCUUAUAUGACGGCGUUAAUAUACAGUGCAACAGCUAAAGAGCUGUUAUGGAGUGUUGUCAGGAAUAGUGUCAUCCUUUGGAGCCCUGCUGCGCUAUGACAAAAGGCACUAACAGAGGUAACAUAACCCAUAGACUGGCACACACAUACACAUGUACGCUUCUGUAAAAAGAAAA
Molecule: messenger RNA, 2750 nt
Organism: Triplophysa rosa
Lineage: Eukaryota; Metazoa; Chordata; Actinopteri; Cypriniformes; Nemacheilidae
Gene: arg1
Product: arginase 1
Exons: 8
Coding region: 63-1088 (341 amino acids)
Cellular component (GO): cytosol; cytoplasm; nucleus
Molecular function (GO): arginase activity; manganese ion binding
Source: RefSeq, a predicted model, not a curated record